AUGCACAGGCCUGCAGCGCCCCUGCGGCACUCAGCACAACAGGUGCGGUGGCAGCGGCGCGCUGGGCGCGGCGGCGGGCCGGCCGAGUCCAGCGGCAGCGACGAGGAGGAUUUCUUCCAAGAGGAGGGCAGCAUGGAGGAAUUUUAUGACGCCGACGAUGUGGGCUACGAGGAGGGUCGGCCCGGCGAUGGUGACUCGGAGAUGCGGCUCUACCUGGACAGCGCCAACGUCAAGGAGUGGGAGAUGUGGGCCGAGACGGGCCUGUUCUACGGCUUCACCACCAACCCCACCAUCCUCAAGCGCGACGACGUGAGCUGCAACAUCGCCAGCAUGCGCCACCUGGCGCGCGAGGCGUUUGCGCUCAAGGUGGAGGAGCUGCAGCUGCAGGCGUGGGGCGCCACGGCGGCGGAGAUGUACUCGUGCGGGCUGGACCUCAUGGACAUCGACUCCCGCAUCCUGGUGAAGCUGCCCGUUACGCUGGAGGGAGCCAAGGCGGCGGCCAAGCUGGUCGCAGACGGCGCGCCCGUCACGAUGACGGGUGUGUAUGCGGCGCACCAGGUGGUGACCUCGCUAGCACUGGGGGCAGCAUAUGCAGCACCCUAUGUGGGCCGAAUGACGGAUGCCGGGAAGAAUGGGAUUGAGGAGGUGAUCAGGAUGCAGGAGGUGGUGGACCAGUGCACCGAGGAGGGCGGCAUGCGGCUGCUGGUGGCCAGCAUCCGGUCUGCGGACGAGAUUGCCGAGCUGGCGGGCUGCAACACCUUCACCAUCUCGCCCGCAGUGGCACGGCAGCUGUUUGAUGUCGGCCUGACCAACGACGCAGCAGUGGUUUUCCAGCAGCAUGCAAAUGAGAUGGGGGCCAAAGACUCGUCAUGA
Molecule: messenger RNA, 873 nt
Organism: Chlorella variabilis
Lineage: Eukaryota; Viridiplantae; Chlorophyta; Trebouxiophyceae; Chlorellales; Chlorellaceae
Exons: 6
Coding region: 1-873 (290 amino acids)
Biological process (GO): carbohydrate metabolic process
Cellular component (GO): intracellular anatomical structure
Source: RefSeq, a predicted model, not a curated record